UAGUGCUGAGAUUCGUCUGUCGAUGUAAUUAGGAGACUCAUUAAACGAGAUGAGGUGUGUUAUCUUUUUGGCGUUUCUAUUUUUAGUGGCAAAUUCCUGUCAAGAGUUUUGGCAACAUUGGGGAAAAGCUUCUUGUAUGCCUUGGGCAAACAGCUGCUACCAAUCAAGCAAAUUUUCCGCUGUUAUAAUGUUUAACCGGUCCUUGUAUACCGAGUGCGGCCAGGAAACGAUUGACUCUCGUUUGAUGCGAUGUUUGGACGUUAGAAAUGUACAAGAAAUAAAGGUAAGAGAUUGUUUUCUGUCGGGAAUUGACUUUGGAAUAUUCACUUACGAGUAUGCAAUCGAACGCGUCCAGAUAUCGUACUCACCAUUCGUGUCUAAACGAAACUUCGAGAGCGCCUCGUUUAGUAACAUGUCCUCUCUGCGAUCUGUCGAAAUACGACACGUGAAGACGUCGGGUUUUCUAAAUUUAACAUUUCGCAAUGUUCCAUCGCUGACUUCAUUGAGUAUUCUAUUGUCUAACUUCACUUCAUUUCCGAACAGACCCUUCCGAGAGUUAAUUAAUCUUUACGAUUUAGACAUCUCGUAUGGAGAGUUAAGAGAUUUACCAGAAGAUCUAUUUUAUAAUCUUCAUAAUUUACCAUUCUAGACUUAAGUGAGAAUAAAAUUGAAUCGAUUCAUCCACUCGUCUUUAGAAA
Messenger RNA from Centruroides sculpturatus (bark scorpion), 698 nucleotides. RefSeq lists its product as uncharacterized. Bases 50 to 649 code for a protein of 199 amino acids. NCBI's taxonomy places the organism in Eukaryota, Metazoa, Arthropoda, Arachnida, Scorpiones, Buthidae. The record is from RefSeq and is a predicted model, not a curated record. The transcript has a single exon.